Molecule: messenger RNA, 2507 nt
Organism: Chrysemys picta bellii (western painted turtle)
Lineage: Eukaryota; Metazoa; Chordata; Testudines; Emydidae
Gene: RAB27B
Product: RAB27B, member RAS oncogene family
Biological process (GO): endocytic recycling; cilium assembly; neurotransmitter receptor transport to postsynaptic membrane
Cellular component (GO): dendritic spine; trans-Golgi network transport vesicle; synaptic vesicle
Molecular function (GO): GTPase activity; GTP binding
Source: RefSeq, a predicted model, not a curated record
GAAAUAUCUUGGGUAGGCACUAGGACCCCACGAAUGCCUAUAUGAAAUGCUGCCUGGCAGCAUGUCAGUGGCACAGAGCUUCCUUAGCUGUUACACAAGACAAGGAGCAGCAUUUGGAGCAUCAUUUUCAUCCUGAAACCUGCAAGCUCAGAUGGGAGCAACAGUGCCAUAAAGAAAUGGGCUAGUUAUUUCCAGCUAGUGAGACCUGGGAGUAUUGUACACCAAAAGUGUUCAUAAAGAUCAGCACUAUGACUGAUGGGGACUAUGACUAUCUGAUCAAACUCCUAGCCCUGGGGGAUUCUGGGGUUGGGAAGACAACAUUCCUUUACAGAUACACCGACAACAAAUUCAACCCAAAAUUCAUCACAACAGUAGGAAUAGACUUUCGGGAAAAACGUGUGAUAUACAAUAGCAGAGGACCAAAUGGAUCUCCAGGAAAAACCUUUAAGGUCCAUCUACAGCUUUGGGACACCGCUGGGCAGGAAAGAUUUCGAAGUCUCACCACAGCAUUUUUCAGAGAUGCCAUGGGCUUUUUAUUAAUGUUUGAUCUCACCAGUCAACAGAGCUUCUUAAAUGUCAGAAACUGGAUGAGUCAACUGCAAGCCAAUGCAUAUUGUGAGAAUCCCGAUAUAGUAUUACUUGGUAACAAGGCUGACUUAUCAGAUCAGAGGGAAGUCAAUGAGAGACAAGCACGAGACCUUGCAGAUAAAUAUGGCAUACCAUACUUUGAAACAAGUGCAGCUACUGGGCAAAACGUGGAUAAAGCUGUGGAAAUGCUCCUGGACUUGAUAAUGAAGCGCAUGGAACAAUGUGUUGACAAGACACAAGUAUCUGACACAGCCAAUGGAGGAAGCUCGGGGAAGCUAGAUUCAGCAAAGCCAGAGGAGAAGAAGUGUGCCUGCUAGACUUCACUCUAAACUGUGAGAACCAAUACAAAUAUUUGAUCUGAAAAUGGCUGAUUUACCACUAAAUUCAAACCUGGCCAUGCACAGAAACAAAGUUGUCUUGUUUGGGUUUUUGUUCUCCAGAGAACUGAGUUUUCAGGGAGGCUUCUGUGCUGGAACUAAUAUUCCUGAUAUGGCACCAUGGAAGAUCUAAAAGCGCCCUCAUAUUAAUACAAUCAGGCUAGAAAAUGUAGGAGAGAUGUUCCCUCCUACUUUGGAAGGAGAAAAUUAUUGUUUGUAUAGGGGGAGGAGGGGAAAGAUAAAUAAUUUGGAUAUCGUGAUAAACUAAAAAGGGAGUACUUUGUUAGGUCUCUGUCUUAAUUGAAUCUUGCUUCUUUAUACUAUUUUGUAUUUACAUCAGAGACCAUGCAUCUGCUAAAGUGGAGAUAUGAGUAAAGAGAAUGUUAUGUGGUGUAUUACUUGCACAAAGCAAGCAAUGGUGUGACUGACUGAAAAUAAGCUAUGUGUGAGGAGAAAGGGGUGGAGGCUAUUUUUUUAAAAAUAAAACCAGGGAAACGUGCAACAUUAUUUGUGUUGCUAGUAAAUAAUCAAACAGGCUUUGGAGGGUGAGGGGGAUAGGGAGAAGAUGCUCAAAUUCCAGCACUACAUGGAAAAGUGGCAAUACUUGCUGUUUGAGGCCCGCAGAAUGCAUUUCGUGGUGUGUCUUACAAAUUUCACUAUAAGCAAAAGCACUCUUUGCUAGUCAGAAAAAUUCAGUGUUCAACACCAGAAAACAGGCUGUGUGCAUCAGGUAGGGCGUGCACGGGGAAUUGUGAAAAUGGUGUCACUGUCUAAAAGAGUUGCAAAAAUUGUAUAGCACUUACUGAUCCUCUAAAAAGUUAUUGAGUUGUUGACUGGGAACUCACCACCUGCCAUGAUUUUGUGAUGUUGCCAGUAUGCUUUGCUUUCAAAUGAGCACAAUUUUUGCAUAUACAAAAUAGACUAGAAAGUGACCCUCCUUGUAAAAUACUUGAGUGGGGAAUUGGAAUGCCAACAUAUUAAAUGUGAUCUAACACUAGAUAAAAUGUAUUGUAUUGUGUAGAGCCUAUAGAAGUGGGGUGCUAUGGCAGGUAAUUAGAAGCACCACCAGUUGCAUUAAAAAGUAAAGCAGGAAGGUAAAAUGUGAGUAAUUUUUUGUAUUGUCUCAGUGUAUCUGAGUGUGGCUGAGAGAAGGAAUGAGAGUUCUUCUACAACAGCAUGUCUCUCUCUCAUCACUGGCUUCUCAUUUAAAAGCAAAGAGUAUAAAAAAAUAUUUAGGGUUUACUUCUAUUAAAUAGGUAAGGAUCUAACAAGAUGUUCAAAGGACUCCAUGAAUUUGUACUUCCAGACUAAUUUUUAAAAAUCACUCCAGGGAAAAAUGUUUCACAGACGAGCUCUACCAAAGAGCAAAACUAAAUUGGUUGGGUUGGGGGAGAUGGUGGAAGGGAGGCAGACUUCCGCUGCUUUAAAAUUAAAUCAAAUGUGAGGGUUUUCAGUUUUAGUUUUUGAAGUACUGUGAUUUUGAACCAAUUAAGCUUACCAGGUGGCUAGUCCACAAACUAUCUGAUUCAAUACCUUUUUUUU